Cetraspora pellucida is the source of this 489-nucleotide messenger RNA. The record is from the annotation of a GenBank genome assembly. Lineage: Eukaryota; Fungi; Glomeromycota; Glomeromycetes; Diversisporales; Gigasporaceae.
AUGGACGUUGAACAUGGAGCAACAGUUUUUUUGUACGAAAUAGAAGAUGGAAAUGAAUGGAUUGAAAAAGAAAUUCGCGUUAUUGGAACGCUAAAAUAUAUCCAGCUUAGUACUGAAACCGCGAUCCUUGAACAAUACUUAAACCAUUCUAAACAUCGUCUCAUUGUAGACACACGAUUGAUUGAGAAUAUCGGUCAAUAUUGUAGUGAUGAUAUGAUUGAAUUGUUCGGAAAAUUAACAUGGGAUGCUACACCUGGUCCAGGGAUAGUUUCAAGAAAUAGUCAACUACCGCCAGAAUUUCGUGUCAAUACUUCGCGACAACGGGUUCCAAUGAUUAGAGCACAUGUUAUACGUGACGUUCAAGGAAUAAAUAUGACUCUGUAUCAAGAAAUAACCAAAUUACGAAGACGAUUUAACUCGAAAUUUAAUGAUCUGAUGGAAAGCGAAGAAUUGAAAGCUGCUCAAAGCAGGAAAGACCGUCUCAAAUAA